Molecule: messenger RNA, 582 nt
Organism: Sphenostylis stenocarpa
Lineage: Eukaryota; Viridiplantae; Streptophyta; Magnoliopsida; Fabales; Fabaceae
Source: the annotation of a GenBank genome assembly
AUGACCUUCCUCAGGGAAGACGAAGUUGAUGAUCAUGAGCAUGUGUCAAUCAAUGACAAUCAUGCCAACUGUGAAAUUGUGACUCCUGAAGGUGAUAAGUUAGGGAAAUGGUUGAGGUUAGGCCUCAAAGGAGACAUGCCUGAGGAAGCAGCAGAACAACAAAACCCAUCAAAGCCUCUCCACAACAAGGUUUUCUCAUGCAACUUCUGCAUGAGAAAGUUUUACAGCUCACAAGCCUUAGGGGGUCACCAGAAUGCACACAAGAGGGAAAGAGAAGCAGCUAGAAGCUACCAGUCUCGUAGGAUGAUGACAACAAGAUCACCAAUGGGGCUUGCUUACACUUCUCUGGCAUCUAGGUCACUGGGAAUACAGCCUCACUCCCUUGUGCACAAACCAGGCAGAGAAAGGUCUGCUAUGGUGGCUAGAUUCAGUGAUGCCAACAGUAAUGGGGUUGGAGUGGCAUCAUGGACACCCUUUAUGCUUGAACAAGCUGUGGAUUUCUAUUGGCCAGGUAGCUUUCGGGUGGACUUGCCAAAGCAAGAGUCAGAUGUUAAUAAGAUUGACUUAGAUCUUCGGCUCUGA